Molecule: messenger RNA, 1076 nt
Organism: Ambispora leptoticha
Lineage: Eukaryota; Fungi; Glomeromycota; Glomeromycetes; Archaeosporales; Ambisporaceae
Source: the annotation of a GenBank genome assembly
CAUUCCGCUUCCACAUCCUCAUUCCUACACGUUCUGAUAAUGUCGCGACAAACGCAACUAAUAGAAUCUCAAUCACGCGUUCCUAAUUUACCAUCAGAAUGCAUCACAGAAAUAUUAAAAAGUGUUCCAUCCGAAGACAUCUCUACACUCUUUACCUGUUUAUUAAUAAACCGACAAUGGUGUCUAAACACAGUUCGUAUGUUGUGGUAUGAUCCGUUUGGUUUGUUGCUAGCGAAAAGAGGACAAACCACCUCGUCAAUUGAAGAUUGGCGCCUUCGCGUAGCGUCCUUACUUAACACUUAUAUUUCAUUUCUCGAAAAUGAAGAUCGUCAAACACUCCAUCAGCACAAGAUAGUUUUGCCAAAGCGAAAUUCGAAAAGCAGCAUCGAUUAUGUGGGGAUCAUGCAAAAGAUUAAUGUUGAUCAGAUUUUGGAUGGAGUUCAUUGUUGGUACGCACUGUCGAGAGCCAAAGCUGCGCAAAUGCAAUCCUUUGCAAUCAAAACAAUAGAUUAUAAUGCAUCAUCUAAAAAUUCUCAUAAGUUUUUAAACUUGGUGAAAUUAUUGAAUUUAUUUUUUCACAAUUCCGUACGUAACGUCAAGAAACAAAGAAGCGAUGGAAAUGGUGACAAUGGUGAAAAUCCUGCGCAUUUUGAACGAGUUGCAUCCGAGCAUUUAAUAACACUAAUAAUGUUAAAAUUAUUUGUUAGACGAUGCGAAUCGUUAAAAGUUUUCGGGAUAGAAAAUAUACGAGAUAGUUUCUCCUUGGAAACAAUGCUAAUACAUUUAAAUUCGUCGACUAAUCUCUCAAAUCUGGUAGAAUUCAUCUGUGUAUCCAAGGUGCCCGGCAUCAGCGAUAUUUUAAGCAGUCUAGCACAGAUUUCUCGUCGUCUCAAAAAAAUAAAAAUCUGGCAAUAUCCAAUAUUUACAUUGAGAUCCGGAUCAGAAAAUCUGCAACUCUCGAGCUUAAUUCAAUUAAUAACAGCACAAAAGAGUCUUGAAGAAUUAGAUUUAGGUUAUCUACAUCCAGAUCUUGAUUUAAAUACUAUUUGUGACGCAAUUGCUUCCCAAUCGAAAAC